AUGGCAGAGCAAUAUUUCUUUGACCCCGGGCGUUGCUGUAACGGGUAUGAUUACAGGAUGACCCCUUCACCUCCUUAUUCUCGAGUAUCGUCCUCACGACUUGAUCACACGCAUAACAGGGAUAUUGUAAGAAGAAGAUCUUACUACAUCUUCUUGUGGCAUUCUGAGGAAGAAGAAGCAUCAGUAGCUACUCGUGUAGUUCCCACAAAGGUGGACACUGUGGGAUCCAAUGACAGCCUGGUCGGCUUAGCAGUUACAAUGGAAGAGGAACUGAGCAGAGGGCGAUCUGAAGGAUCAAGGCCGCGGAAACCUUUGAGAGGUGCCCCUCCUUCUUCGUUAAGUCAACCUACCUACUCUGAUUGUUCUCGAUCUUCCUCUCCCUCUAAAUUUAACAGGGCUUCUUCAAAUACUACACCAUGGCUACGAAGUCCUGCUCCGACAAGAGCGAAAAAUCUACCUAUCUCAUCAACCCCUCGAAUCCCUACAACUGAACGGAAGCCCCUUGCCAAUUACUACAAGGCGCGCGACGAACAGCAAGACGUCGCUACCUUGCUUAGAAGGAGACAACCGUUAGGCGGUCAUGCAGUUACAUUCCAACAUCAUCGAUUCCUACCUCGUAACACGGCGAACGCUCCAUCUUCUUCUCCGAGUUUUCAACCUCAAUUUCCAUCCUCGGAAACCCAUCACACCCCUAGCUCCACUUUCCACCCUGAGACGAGCAACGGGUUCAAGGGAUCUCCCAUGGCAAGACUCAUCUUACAGUACAAGGAGUCAAGUGAUGAGGAUAUAUCUACACACCAACGUGCAGUUAACCUUUCGGUGAAAAAAUCUUUGCUGAUGAGUGAGAUAGUUGAGUCCAAAGGAUCUCAGAGGAGUUAUACGUUGCAUCCGACGUUAUUGAAAGAUAUCACUCAAGUAGUAGGCGAAUUACAGAUUUUCCUAGAGAGAACGUCCGCUCUGAUCCCUGAGCGGAAAUCCUACUACAAGGUAGACCCUAGGGAUACGUUCCUGUCUAUCCUAAGGGAAUCUUCCGACGCAGGUCAAUUACAAGCUGCGUGGAUGGCUGGUGUUUGCGCAGGAGAAUUUAUGGAAAUAUGA
Messenger RNA from Laccaria bicolor S238N-H82, 1098 nucleotides. RefSeq lists its product as uncharacterized. The record is from RefSeq and is a predicted model, not a curated record. The transcript has 6 exons. Lineage: Eukaryota; Fungi; Basidiomycota; Agaricomycetes; Agaricales; Hydnangiaceae. The coding region runs from base 1 to 1098 and encodes 365 amino acids.